AUGCACGCCACCACGAUGCGGAGCAGUGUGGCACAGCCAUUGAAGAGGCGUGCUGUGCUGGGGCCUGCCGUUGACGCGGACGAAGAUAAGGCCUCCCACAUCGUCCCAGCUAAGGCCUUGAUGGGCAACGCCUUCUUCUCGUCGCUCCUUUCCACGGCAAAAAGAGUGCCUCUGCCCGCAUUCACCAACACCAACGCCGUGCCCCGCGUGUUCCUCACAUUGUGCCUGUCAGUGCGCAGGUCCUCUGCGGCAACCUUGGGGCGGCGGGUACUGGGCCGCCCACCGUACAGUGGGCACGCAACUGAGCUUGGCAUUCUGGCGCUCGUGCUUCUGAUCCUGACCGCGCACGUGACGUAUAAUGUACGCUACAUCUUGAGCACGGACGACUCGCUCGACCACGUGGUGAAUCUGCAAGACCCAGAGCGUGGGCCGUGGUCUGUGCUGGUGCAGCACGAGGAUGCACUGCAGCGACUCAACUUCACACAUCAGCAGCGCUGCCGCGUCGGAUCGAUGCUGUGCGACCCGCUAGUGAUCGGCGCCGCCUUCCUCCCGUCGUGGACUCUGCACGUCGUGGAGGAGGGCUGCGCGGACUGCACGGACCAGCAGACUUACGCCAGCGCUGUCGAAGGCGUAGUGCUGCAGGCGCGCCACGCCGUGUUCGCGACGUCGGCUGCCCCGCUGGGCCGUGUCGGGCCGAUGCUGCUGGCGAUGGCGAGCGUGACGGACGACGUGGAUGUGCGCGCGGAGCUGCCGCAGUGGGAGUGGCUGCGGCACGUGCACGGCAGCGGCUUUCCGGCGGUGGGUGGCGCGGCUGGGGGGUCUGCGCCGCCGCGCGCACCGUAUCUGGCGGUGAUGGGCAUCCCGUCGACGGAUCAGCGCCCGCGCGCCGCCCUGCGUGAGGCGCAGCGCAAGACGUGGCUCGCGUACCAGGAGGUGGCGCGCCGCGACAACCACUUUACUGGCGCGCUGCUGGCGCUCUACGUCUUCGCCGCGGCGGAGCCCGACCCCAUUCUGGACCCAUCCGCGGACUCCGCCGAGUCACUGCACAGCGGCACGUCAGCUGCCUCGCCGGGGCGAGCGCGCCUGAGGGUGCUGUUGCCCACGACGGCGGAGUACAAGGCGGCCACCCAGGCGCUCCUGGCGAGGGCCAUGCAGGCCGACGGUGUCGACGCCGUUGCCGGCGAGGGCUUUGCGCAGCGCCGGAUGGAGCUCCGCCGCGGCUGGAGCAUUGCUGCAGUGGACGGCUCACCGUGCGCGGAGGUGGCCAGCAGCUGGACGGCUGGCGGCGCGAAGACGUCUGCGCUGUCGUACCUGAGCGGGGCCCUGUCGCUCCCCGUGACGCCGGCGUUCACGUCGCCGGCGGAGUACAUCUGCCACGCGUCGUCUGCGCUGUGGCAGGAGGCGCUGACGCACCGCAACGUCCUGUGGAUCGACAUGAUGACGGACCGGCGGCCAACGACCAAGAAGAAGCUCGGCGAGCCAACGAAGUGGGGCCUGCCGGUGGAGGUUGGGAUGAGCCAGAAGCUGAUCCUGUGGCUGGCGUACGCGUACCACGCCUUCAAGGAUGUCCCUUUCAUCAUCAAGGGCGACGACGACGCGUACGUGAAGGUGCCGCAGUUCCUGAGCGAUGUGCGGUACGUGAUGGGCGGCAUGCAGGGCCGGCCCCCGCCGCCAUCGUCGCGACGGGGGGCUGCAAGUGGGCAAGGAAAUCUGACGGAGACACUCGGGCGUCUGAGCGCGGAGGAGCUGGCAAAAAGUGCCUCUCUGGCCGAGGAUACGGAGUGUGUGUAUUGGGGUAGCCUGCGGCAUCACUUGCACACCCAGUUCAGCGCCGGCAUGACCUUUAUGCUUCACCGGCGCGUUGUGCAGGCGCUGCUUGAGCCGAAGGUGGGCACGCUGCGGCUGGAUGUUUUGCGUCUCGCUGCGGACGACUUCUCCGCGAAGCGAACGUUGGCCUACCGGAGAAUUAUGUUUCACCACGAAGACAUCCUCAUUGGGCUGCAGAUUUAUCGUGCGCUGGAACGGGUGAAGGCGCUGUGCCGCACUGGACGGCUGUGGUAUGUAAAGGAGUGGUACGCUCGGUUUCACGACAUGCACGUUGGCCGGACGCACAACGUCACGUGGUCGACGGUGGUAGCGCACCGCUGCCGACCUGCGGACGCCUAUUACCUCCACUUUUACUUUCAGGAGGAGCACCGCAUAGCCGCCGCCGUCUCCGCAAGCAGGCUUGCAACGGAGGAGGAGCACGAGGCGGCAGCGGUCAAGAGGGCGUCGCAGUGGUUGGAGGGGAACCUGCAGGAUCCACACAUGAUGGCGAUGAAUUGGAGCGGCCUGCCUGAUGUGCAGUGGGUUCAAGGCACUUCGCGGCGUCCGUCAUUCACGUUGGCCGAAGGCGACGGUGUUGCCGUGUACGACAACCGCUACGAGUACUGGAGGCAUGAGGCGACGAACAUCCAUGACGGGUAUCGCUCUCUACCGCAGUGGUGA
This is a messenger RNA of Leishmania braziliensis MHOM/BR/75/M2904, 2487 nucleotides long. RefSeq names its product phosphoglycan beta 1,3 galactosyltransferase (gene SCGR1). Lineage: Eukaryota; Euglenozoa; Kinetoplastea; Trypanosomatida; Trypanosomatidae. The transcript has a single exon. Gene Ontology annotation, molecular function: hexosyltransferase activity. Gene Ontology annotation, cellular component: membrane. The record is from RefSeq and is a predicted model, not a curated record. The coding region runs from base 1 to 2487 and encodes 828 amino acids.